This is a messenger RNA of Archocentrus centrarchus (flier cichlid), 1164 nucleotides long. It is a transcript of the gene ubl4a, whose product is annotated as ubiquitin like 4A. Gene Ontology annotation, molecular function: protein-folding chaperone binding. Lineage: Eukaryota; Metazoa; Chordata; Actinopteri; Cichliformes; Cichlidae. Gene Ontology annotation, cellular component: BAT3 complex. The coding region runs from base 209 to 703 and encodes 164 amino acids. The transcript is spliced from 4 exons. The record is from RefSeq and is a predicted model, not a curated record. Gene Ontology annotation, biological process: post-translational protein targeting to endoplasmic reticulum membrane; tail-anchored membrane protein insertion into ER membrane.
CCACACCGCACCCCGGCCAGCGAGCGGCGGUAGUGUGUACCGCCUGAGCGCCGGUGCGGGAGAAGAAGAUGGGCCGUUGACAAGCGAAGAAUCGCGAGUUGAUAAAGUAGCAGUGCUCCGGGCGGUUUUGUUACUUCAUUUUUGUUGAUGUGUGAUUGUUUUCUUUGCCUUUAAAAAAAAAAGAAAAAAAAAAGAGGUGUAUUCGAAAAUGAUCCUCACGGUGAAACCGCUUCAAGGCAAAGAGUGCAGUGUACAGGUGACUGAAGACGAAAAGGUCUCCACGGUGAAGGAGCUUGUAUCUGAACGUCUCAACAUACCAGCAAACCAGCAGCGGUUACUCUACAAAGGGAAAGCUCUAGCAGAUGAACACAGACUGAGUGAUUACUCUAUUGGGCCGGAGGCUAAAUUGAAUCUCGUGAUCCGUCCUGUGGGGGAGAGGACUGGAGCUUCAGGGACAGCAGCGUGUGGCAGCAGUGGUAGUAGCAGCAGCGGCAUCAGCAGCACACAGGGAGGAGUGUGGCAGACUGUGUCUACUAUACUUGCUAGACACUUUAGUCCGGCAGAUGCGGCAAAGGUUCAUGAACAGCUUAUUAAGGACUAUGAACGUUCACUUCGACAGCUUAGCCUCGAUGACAUUGAGCGAUUGGCGGGAAGACUGCUUCACCCAGAGGGCGAGGGCGUGGACGCCUCAUACAUGGACUAAGAAUGCAUAGCUUGAAGCUGUUGUUUUUUCUGAUUGUUGUUUGAGAGACGCUCAGUGCUUUGCAUACAGUGUUUAGAAUGUAAGACUGUGGAAAACACAAUAGAUUUUUUUUUUUUUUUUUGUACAGAGAGCCCCUGGGUGGACAUGGAUAACACAGACUGUUUAUCUCAGCAACAGGGCUUUAUCUUGGAUAAGAAAACAUUGCUUCUUGGAAUUGGCGGUGCAGUAACUUCAUCCCGAUCACAUAAUAUCUGAACACAAAAGAAGCCAUUUAUGAAGCUCUGUUCACAUGAUCUCUGGCUGCUACAAAUCCCAGGGGACACUAACCUCUACUGGAGGGUAUUUAUUAGUAAUGUUUAGGUUGAGUGACAACUGGGUGUUUCCUGUUAACCAUCUGUGCAAAACUCAUACAUGUUUUAUUCUGUAACUUACUGAUGGCAACUGUAUGAUUUGUAAAUAUG